UGUUUUUUCAAGGUGAUGUGCAACAAUGGCAGCAUGGAAUGGUUUGGUAUUUUGGGGCUUUCAGCUGUUGAUGGUGGAAGAACAUGCGUUGGAUGGUGGAGCUGAAGAAUAUGGGAGAUUUGCGGACUUUCAGCUGUUUGGUGGCAGAACGGAAGAAUAUGCCGUUGAAUGGUGGAAGAACAUGCAAUGGAUGUUGGAAGUAUGGUCUGUUGUGGAUGGGGGAAGAAUAUGCUGUUGAAUGGUGGAAGAACAUGCAAUGGAUGGUGGAAGAACAUGCAAUGGAUGGUGGAAGUAUGGUUUGUUGUGGAUGCGGGAAGAAUAUGCUAUUGAAUGGUGGAAGAACAUGCAAUGGAUGGUGGAGGUGCUCUUGGUUGCUUAAGGAACAUGCUUUUGGUGGUGGAAGAAGAUGCUCAUUCUGGAUGUGAGUUUGCCAUGAUUUUGAAAAAAAGGCAAAAAAUUUGCGCUAAAAAUUUUGCGCAACUGCGAUCUCUCUCAUUUUCUCUUUUCAUUUUUCUUGCGAUCUCUUCUCAUUUUUCUCUUUCUUUCAUUCUCUUUUUUGA
Messenger RNA from Meloidogyne enterolobii, 560 nucleotides. The record is from the annotation of a GenBank genome assembly. NCBI's taxonomy places the organism in Eukaryota, Metazoa, Nematoda, Chromadorea, Rhabditida, Meloidogynidae.